Messenger RNA from Oldenlandia corymbosa var. corymbosa, 897 nucleotides. NCBI's taxonomy places the organism in Eukaryota, Viridiplantae, Streptophyta, Magnoliopsida, Gentianales, Rubiaceae. The record is from the annotation of a GenBank genome assembly.
AUGGCAGAAAUGAAAAAAGCAGAGCUGGUAUUGAUUCCAGCAGCAAGUGUAGCCCAUUUGGUGCCAUGCGUAGAGUUUGCGAAUCUGCUUAUCACUCAAAACAAUAAUCUCUCCAUCACAAUCCUGAUUAUGCACCUCCCCUUUGGCACAAGCAUCCUGAGCUUCAAGAAUUCCUUAGCGGAAUCCUUGGAUCCUCGGAUCAAGUUUAUUGAUCUCAAACCAGAGGUUACCACCGACCCUUCUUCACAAAAAUCUCCACCAACCAUUCACAUGUUCUCUCAGUUUCUAAACAGCCGUAAACCUCUUGUCAAAGAAAUCCUUGCUGAACUAAGUAAGUCGGAGAAUUGUAAGCUGGCUGGGGUGGUUUUCGAUGUUCUCUACACAUCCAUGUUUGAUGUUGCCAUUGAAUUUGAGGUCCCAUAUUACGUGUUUUCGCCUUUUGGGGCUUCAAUGAUUGCCUUAAUGUCGCAUCUCCAAAGCUUGAGAGAUGAUCACAAUGUAGAUGUCAAUGAUCUUAAGGUCUCUGAGAUUGAUGUUCCAGCGUAUAUCAAUCCGGUUCCGACCCGAGUUUUGCCAUCGAUGCUUUUGUACAAAGAAGGAGGCAGGAAUGUGUUCCUGGACGUGGCCAAGAGAUACAGGGCGGCUAAGGGAAUCAUAAUCAACUCCUUCAAUGAGUUGGAAACCCAAGCCAUUGAGGCUUUGAGUAAGGACGCUAACCUCCCGCCUGUUUACGCAGUUGGACCUUUGUUAAACCACAAAGGAGGGAAAUGGAAUGAUAACCAGAAGCAGCAGCAGCAACAAGAAGGUGUACAAAGUAUUAAGAAAUGCCAGCUUUGCCAGGGGUUGAAUUGCCCUAUGCUAUCAGUUUUCAGGGUAAUUCACCCAAUGAACGCUUGA